CUGCGCCGUCCCACAAACCAUAGUCAUAGGCUGUAGGUGAACUUUGGAACAAUCCAGCAAGCCCAGCCCACUGACUCGGCACUAGACAGAAAAUGUGGCACUUGGAUGUAUAGAUCAUUGUUCCACUCUGUUCCAUAAGGGGAUCAGACUCUUCAGUAAAGAUAUACAAUGGCAUUUGAUUAUUUCCUGUACAAAGGGGUAAAGUUUUCCCCAGGCUCGUACUCAGAAGAAUUGCUUAAUUCUGUAGAGAAUGAAUUCCAAGUGCUGGAUGAUGAUGUUUACAUUGUGACCUAUCCGAAAUCUGGGACUAAUUGGCUGAUAGAGAUUUUGAGUCUUAUCAAGAAAGAUGCAGACCCUAACUGGGUAAACAGCGUGGUAAUAUGGCUGAGAUCUCCUUGGAUUGAAACUAAAGAGGGACAGCAGCAAAUAAAGGACGUAUCCCGCCCAAGGGUUCUAACAUCUCACCUACCAUUCCAUAUUUUUCCCAAGUCUUUCUUUACAUCCAAAGCCAAGAUCAUUUAUGUAAUGAGGAAUCCAAAGGAUAUUUUUGUGUCGCUCUUUUUUUUUGCAAAGAUAAUCUGCCAUUACAAAGACCCUGAAAGCUUUGAGCAAUACUUAGAAGACUUUCUGCAAGGGAAUAUUCUUUAUAACUCUUGGUUUGAUCACGUCAAAGGAUGGAUGCAGAUGAAAGACAAUAGCAACUUCUUUAUAGUAACUUACGAGGAACUCCACCAGGAUCUGCGAGGCUGCAUCACGAGAAUCUGUAAAUUCAUUGGGAAAGAACUUGAUGAUGCCAAAAUCGAUUUGAUUGCGAAGCACUCGUCUUUUGAAGUCAUGAAGGAAAACAAGAUGUCCAACUAUAGCCUUGGCACAAAAGAAUUUAUUGAUCACACAAAAGGCAGUUUUAUGCGGAAAGGAAUGGCUGGGGACUGGAAGAACCAUUUCACCGUGGCCCAAAGUGAACACUUUGAUAGAGUCUAUCAGGAGAAGAUGAAGGAUCUAAACGUGAAAUUCUUCUGGGAAGGAAAAUGAGUGUUUCCUCCUUCUCUUUUCUGUUUUAUAUUAUUAAAUAUCUAUAUAGUUGUGCCUUA
Messenger RNA from Xenopus tropicalis (tropical clawed frog), 1091 nucleotides. RefSeq names its product sulfotransferase family 2A member 1 (gene sult2a1). The record is from RefSeq and is marked provisional. Lineage: Eukaryota; Metazoa; Chordata; Amphibia; Anura; Pipidae. The transcript has 8 exons. Gene Ontology annotation, cellular component: cytoplasm. Gene Ontology annotation, molecular function: sulfotransferase activity. The coding region runs from base 169 to 1032 and encodes 287 amino acids.